This is a messenger RNA of Neopsephotus bourkii (Bourke's parrot), 2920 nucleotides long. RefSeq names its product adrenoceptor alpha 1A (gene ADRA1A). Gene Ontology annotation, molecular function: alpha1-adrenergic receptor activity. Gene Ontology annotation, cellular component: membrane. The record is from RefSeq and is a predicted model, not a curated record. The transcript has 3 exons. NCBI's taxonomy places the organism in Eukaryota, Metazoa, Chordata, Aves, Psittaciformes, Psittacidae. Gene Ontology annotation, biological process: regulation of cardiac muscle contraction; positive regulation of cytosolic calcium ion concentration; cell-cell signaling. Bases 1005 to 2399 code for a protein of 464 amino acids.
AGCAGUAAAGUUACUGCUGCUCCUUGACAGCGUGGAGCUGAGCACUGCAACAGGGGAGGGAUGCCUUGAGGGAUGCUGGAGUCAAGUCCCCCCAAACACUGGGUGCAACUGUAAGCUAUCAAAAUGCUAGUGGGGAAAUAACAGGAGAAAAGCAAUGGAUUUCCAGGCACAGAGUCCUCUCCCUGCAUGAAGAGAGGAGCUGGCUGUGAUGUGCUGUGAAUUUCCAGAUGCUCAGAGGAGCUGUGCUGCCUUCUAGAGACUAAAGAGGGGGGUGAUGAUCCGCAUCCUUGACACAGCAAACUUCACUCUCCCCUUCAGAGCAAGCCAGAAGCUGACAUAAACUUUAAUUCGCAGCCCAGGACCUCAAGUGACAAGUGCUCUGCAGCACAGAGAAGCUUUGAUUGAUGCUUCACACCCUGAAGAUGGGUAGUGGCAGGUAUCUCAAACAACAUUGCUGAACACAGCAGCAGAAGCCUCCACCUAGCCAGGUUCCUAAGCUGAUUGUAAGGCAGAAUUAGGACUAACACAAGGAAAUUAAAAGCAUCAGUGAUUCCCUCUUGAAACUUUAAUUUGAGAGCCUUUGGAUUAUUUAUGUUACUUCAGUAGUGAAUCUUCCCAAUAAGACAGAAAUGAUUUUAACCUGCCAUUCCAAUAUUUCUUCUCUCAAAAUUCUGGAAAGUGGGAUAAACAGCCUCAGCUUUGUGUAGCCUCACUUCUGCACCUCAAUGAAAAUGCAAAAGGAGUUCAAUUUGACUUGGAAAUGGUGGCUAUUAACUGUGCUAUAAUGGUAAAAACUGAGGGAGAAAGGUAGAUUUUCUAACAUGUUUCUGGAUCCUUCUCAUUCCUGGUGCUGCACUUCUAAGAUGUUCUUAAAAACUCUUUCCCCCUGCAAAGCCAAGCAGACGCUGCUCGUGGGACCUUCUGAGAACUGAUCUCACCACUCUUUCUACCUGAAAAGGGAGUGAAAUACAACAGCCUCGUAUGAACGUUAUCAACCACUCACCAUGGCUUUCCUCCCUGGAAACUCCUCCGACUGCUCCAACUGCACCCACUCUGUGGGGCCUGUGAACGUUACAAAGGCCAUUUUAUUAGGUGUUAUUCUAGGGGGGCUGAUUGUUUUUGGGGUUUUGGGUAAUAUUCUGGUGAUUCUCUCUGUAGCCUGCCAUAGACACCUUCACAGUGUUACCCACUAUUAUAUCAUUAACCUGGCUAUAGCUGACCUCCUCUUGACUUCCACCGUCCUGCCCUUCUCAGCUACUAUGGAGAUUUUGGGCUACUGGGUCUUUGGGAGGAUCUUCUGCAACAUCUGGGCAGCUGUUGAUGUCCUGUGCUGCACUGCUUCCAUUAUGAGCCUCUGUAUCAUCUCGAUCGACAGAUACAUCGGGGUGAGCUACCCACUGAGAUACCCAAGUAUAGUGACAGAGAAGAGGGGUCUCCUGGCAUUACUGUGUGUUUGGGCAUUGUCCCUGGUGAUAUCGAUUGGACCUCUUUUUGGCUGGAAGGAACCAGCACCAGAAGAUGAGACCAUCUGUCAAAUCACUGAGGAGCCUGGCUACGUGUUAUUCUCUGCUCUAGGCUCCUUCUACCUCCCCCUGACUAUUAUCUUGGUGAUGUAUUGCCGAGUGUAUGUAGUGGCCAAAAGGGAAAACAAAGGGCUCACUUCUGGUCUGAAGACAGAGCGAUCUCGUUCUGAAGAAGUCACCCUACGGAUCCAUCGCAAAAAUGCUCCUGAAGCAAGCGGAUCAGCAUCCAACCCCAAGAGCAAGCAUCACUUCUCAGUGCGUCUCCUCAAGUUCUCCAGGGAAAAGAAAGCUGCCAAGACCCUGGGAAUAGUGGUGGGAUGCUUCGUGCUCUGCUGGCUUCCAUUUUUUGUAGUAAUGCCUCUUGGUUCUUUCUUUCCUGCAAUCAAACCCCCGGACACACUUUUUAAAAUAACAUUUUGGCUUGGCUAUUUAAACAGCUGCAUCAACCCCAUCAUCUAUCCCUGCUCCAGUCAGGAGUUUAAGAAAGCCUUCCAAAACGUCUUGAGAGCACAGUGCCUCCAGAGGAAGCAAGCAACAAAGAAGCAGUCCCCAAGCUUCAACCUCAACCAUGCCACUGGCCAAAGCACAGAAAGUGGCAAAGGUGUGGUCCGGAUCCCUGUUGGCUCAGGGGAAACCUUCUAUAAGAUUUCCAAGUCGGAUGGGGUCUGUGAAUGGAAGAUCUUCUCGGCUGUGCAAAGCAUGCCUGCCAAAACUGCAGUUUCUAAAGACUGUACUGUUGCCAAAGUGAAAAGUAAAGGUUUCCUCCAGGAAUGCUGCUGUGCAGGCACUUCAAGGAACCUCGUCCAUGAAAACUGUAAAGUGCCAACCAUUAAAAUACACACCAUGUCCCUCAGUGAAAACGGGGAGGACGUCUAAAGGACUCAACAUGUCCAGCAGCACGGGCUGCCAACUUGUGUUUCUGCUAAUGGGAUGUUGCUCUUUUAACUGGGAAGUAGAAGUAAAUGCUACAAUUGAAAGGAUACAGGGGAAACAAAUAACAUACUGUAAAACAGGACCAAAUCUUUUGAGGAGUGAUGUCUUUGAGUGCUGGUAGCCUGAACAAAGCCCCUUAAAGAUAGUGAAUGGCUUCAGUGGAUGGUGAGCACCCCUCAGUCUUCCGAGAGUCUGGCCCCUGCAAGUCACUUGCCAGGCAUUUAAAGGCUUUAUUUUUCACUGUAUUCCCCUGUUUCAGAGUUCCUACUGCUAUGAUUUAAGUGUGGUGGGGGAGAAAGAGCAAACGACAAAGAGCCCGUGCUGAUACUUUCAGACAGCUCCAAGUUUAGAGUCAUUUUGUGAUUCUGCACGCACACCCCUAAGCUAAACCUCAAUUCACCAGCUGGCAUAGCUGAGGUUGGGUGUUAGGCUCAGGUCUUGGGACAGUGUUUACAGAUCUCUGC